AUGGCAAAUCGUCUGCUUGCCGAUCGCGACGCGCCUCCUGUGGGAUCGCGAUGGGCUUCAAACUUCGUUAAGCGCCACAAAGAGCUUACCACGCGUUUUACGCGUCGAUAUGACUAUCAGAGGGCCUUAUGCGAAGAUCCAAAGAUAAUUAAGCCUUGGUUUGAGCUUGUACGCAACACUGUCGCGAAAUACGGCAUCCUAGAUGAGGAUUUCCAUAACUUUGACGAGGCUGGCUUUAUGAUGGGCGUGAUCUCAACCACAAUAGUUGUUACAAGCUCUGAAAGACGUGGCAAGGCAAAUCUAGCUCAGCCAGGUGAUAGAGAAUGGGUUUCAGUACUUCAAUCUAUUAAUUCUCGAGGGGAGGCUAUCCCGCCAUUUAUUAUCGUUGCGGGGCAAUAUCACCUCGCUAACUGGUACGAAGAUAGCGCGUUACCAAAGGAUUGGGUUAUCUCAACAACUCAUAACGGCUAG
Molecule: messenger RNA, 471 nt
Organism: Pochonia chlamydosporia 170
Lineage: Eukaryota; Fungi; Ascomycota; Sordariomycetes; Hypocreales; Clavicipitaceae
Product: fot5 transposase
Exons: 1
Coding region: 1-471 (156 amino acids)
Source: RefSeq, a predicted model, not a curated record